Closterium sp. Naga37s-1 is the source of this 1329-nucleotide messenger RNA. Lineage: Eukaryota; Viridiplantae; Streptophyta; Zygnematophyceae; Desmidiales; Closteriaceae. The record is from the annotation of a GenBank genome assembly.
AUGCACCUUGUAACGCGUAUCGGCGGGUCAUUUGAAGGCGCGAAUUUGCCGGAGGGUCCGCCGCCUUUCCGGUUCUACUCCCUGCAGCUUCCGCCUUGUCUCGCGCAGUGGAAUGGCACGGAGGGCCCGCCUGUUCCCGCGCAGCGGCAAGAUGACGCGGCGGUUCCGCCGGUUCCACCUGUGCCGCCCGUUCCUGCAAAGGGAAAUGACACGGAGCUUUUUCUUGAAGCCCCGCAAGCGGAACGGGUUCCGCGGGUCGGGGGAGAAGCGGUUAAGGAUGAGCAGGGGGGGGGAGGGAUGAAGCGGGAUGUGGCGGAAGCAGGGGGAUGCCGCGAGGAGGGUGGUGGGGAGGGCGGGGGGAAGCGCGCCGGGGAGGGGAUAUGGGGUGGUGAGACAGAGGGAGUGGUGAUGGGGGCGGUCGGUGGUGGGAUGGGGGAUGGCUGCAUAGGGGUUUGCGGGUCAGAGGGAGGAAGAGGAUGGGCGGAAGGGUCACAUGCGGGGGGGAAAGAGGUGGUUGAAGGGCAAGAUGUGGGGAUGGGGGAAGAGGUCGGGAAGGGGGAAGAGGUCGGGGAGGGGCAAGAGGUCGGGGAGGGGGAAGAGGUAAAUGAAGAUGGGGAGGAGUAUGAAGUGGUGUGUGUGGGGGAGUGUAGGUUGGAGUGUGGAUUGGAGUGUGUGGGGGAGUGUGGGAGGGAGAGUGAGGAGGAGUGUGGGAGAGAGUGUGAGGAAGAAGAGGAGGAUGAUGAUGUGGUGGAAGUUCCAAUAGGGGACAAUAGGUGGCGGGAUAUUAACGAAUUAUCCGGUGAGAGUGGGAAGGAGAAGGGAGGCUUGAUGAGGGAGGGAAGGGAGGGGGAAAAAGGGAGAGACUGGGGGAAAGAAACUAUGGAGAAUGAGAGGGGGAAGGGGAAGAAGAAGCAGAGGGAGAGGGAGGAGGAGAGGGAGAGGGAGGAGGAGAGGGAGAGGGAGGAGGAGAUAGGGGAGGCGGGGCGUGAGAAGCGCUAUGUGUGCAAAGAAUGUGGGAAGGCUUUUGGUCGGUGCGUUUUCCUCACUCACUCACUCACCGCCUGCCCCUCUUACCGCCUACCCCUCUUACCGCCUACCCCUCUUACCGCCUACCCCUCUUACCGCCUACCCCUCUUACCGCCUGCCCCUUUGCCCGUUCUGCAGCAGAGGUCGUUUGUGCGCCCGCGUGUGGGUUGUCACAAGGCCUUCAAGUCACUUUCCCCUCUAACCGCCUGCCCCUCUGCCCACGAGUGCCCGUUCUGCAGCAGAGGUCGUUUGUGUGCCCGUGGGCUGGUUGCCACAAGGGCUUCAACUCACUUUCCCCUCUAA